Molecule: messenger RNA, 537 nt
Organism: Dibothriocephalus latus
Lineage: Eukaryota; Metazoa; Platyhelminthes; Cestoda; Diphyllobothriidea; Diphyllobothriidae
Source: the annotation of a GenBank genome assembly
UUUAAAGUAUUCCUGCUACCAAACGGCGAAGCACAGGUGCCCUGGAUUGACGGAGUCUACGCGGCCAAUGAGCAACCGGAGGCUAUUAUGCCACCGCGCGAACAAAUUCACAUGUUGGACGAGAAAAGCACUCGAUGGUUGCCGGAACAUCACGCCCAGCGCAAAAAGAAGGCGGUCGCCCUGAUUUCCAACAUGAAUCCCCAAAACAAAAGGCUGGUAUACGUUAAGGAACAGGCAAAACACAUUGACGUUGACUUUUACGGUUCCAAGUGGCUACCUUGCCCCCGCGAAGGCGAUACCUGUCUGCGGACACUAGCACUUCGGUUUGGUAUGCUGCAAGUGGUAAUGGGUGCUCCACGAGACGAUUACUGUGCUUUGGCGCCUCCAAAUUCCUUCAUAAAUGUGGACGACUUUUCGUCGCCUGCAGAGUUGGCAGACUAUCUACAUUGGCUGGACACAAAUGACAACGCCUACGCAUCCUACUUUGCUUGGAAAGCUCACGGAAAAGUUGUGGUGAGUCCGUUUGUCUACUAUUGA